This is a messenger RNA of Setaria italica (foxtail millet), 1539 nucleotides long. RefSeq lists its product as uncharacterized. The record is from RefSeq and is a predicted model, not a curated record. Bases 20 to 1237 code for a protein of 405 amino acids. The transcript has 3 exons. Gene Ontology annotation, biological process: heterochromatin formation. NCBI's taxonomy places the organism in Eukaryota, Viridiplantae, Streptophyta, Magnoliopsida, Poales, Poaceae.
UUCAGUUAAUGUGAAUCAAAUGGAACAAGCUGAUAUUGCAGGUAGCAAGGAAGUAUCCAGUGAUGACACCUCUUCCUUUGGCCAAGUCACUGAACAGCGAAACACCAUUGCAACUUUAUCAACAUUAGUUCAACCUUCAACACAACUGCAAUUUUGUGAUCCAACUUGUCAAAGUGCUACUCAUCCGUAUCAACCAUCUGUUGUGAAUACUUGUUCCGUAAGCACUGGGUUAGACAGGCAUGGGGCAUUGAAUGCUCAGCAACAAUCAGCCAACCAGCCAACGACAAGCUCCAUGGUUGAGCAUAUACCUGAAAGUGGGCUCCAGUCAGAUUCAGUUACCAAUGAGUUUAGUCAACUGCUUAUGUCACUUGGCAAUCGCACCUCUUCUUCUGCCCAAGUUACUGAGCAGCAAAUUGCCUCUAAUUCAUUCUCAUUGACUCAACAUGUAACACAACAAUAUGGUGACCAUACGUGUCAAACUUCUGCUCAUCAGUAUCAACCAUCUGGCUGGAAUAAUUAUUCAGAACAAGCUAGGUUAAACAGCCCUAGGGCACCAAAUGUUCAGCACCAGACAACAACAGGAUCCACUUCUGGACAAUACAUGCCUGAAAGUCGUAUUCAAUCAGAUCCAUUAACAAUUGAAAUGAGUCGACUGCGUAAUUUGCAAUAUCUGAUGACCAAGAGGCAUCUAUCUGAGCGGGAAAAAAUUAUCUCGGAUUGCAAAAUGGAGAUUGCUGAAUGCAAAAGGAAGUUUGAGGAGAUGUCCCAUAAUUUAGAGAUGGAAACACUGCACAAAAUGAAGGAUAUUGAGAUACUUCAUGACAAAAUACGUAAGCAACAGAUAUUAGCAGAGACAUUCCAGGUUGUACAUAAGGUCUCUAUUGGAGUUGCUUCAUGCAAUCAGAGAGGUGCACCCAGGAGAACCACGAGAGAGCCUAAUCAGCCAUCAGGGCAACAAGUUUCGCUGUUUCCUUCAUCAGCAACCAUGUACCAGUCACCGCAACCUUCUGCGCAACCAUCCACAAACAACUUCCUUAGACAGCCUGUUAUGACCACACCGCAGGCUAUAGCUAACACAUUGGGCAGACCUGCCACUAACUUAACGCAUGCUCCAAGUCGUCUCAUGGGUGCUGGAAUUGCAUACAAUGCACCUCCACCUCAUCUCCGAAACUUUGUAAAUCUGCUGCAACCUUCUCGUGGUGGUGCUGCAGGCUUCGACAGGCAGCUGCAGUUAUGAUAGCAUCCAUCGCGCAUGCAACCUGCCUGUCUACAUGGACUUCAGCUGACUUAGAAAGCUAGAAGUCGUGUUUCCUUUUGGAUCUUGACCAGAGAGCAGUCUAACUGUGUAGUUAGGUUUGUUCCCUGCCCAUCAGAUUAACAUGUCUGUUGAUUCAGUACUUUGUUUUUCAUUAGUUGCUGCCUGGCUAGUAGCUGCGACUCGCGACUGUUUCUGGUUAAACUCUGCAUUGUGAAAUCACAAUUUUGCAGCUGACCCUGGUUACCUGUUCUCCGGACUGGAAUUCAGUUUAACUCGUGCAA